Molecule: messenger RNA, 1855 nt
Organism: Condylostylus longicornis
Lineage: Eukaryota; Metazoa; Arthropoda; Insecta; Diptera; Dolichopodidae
Gene: blw
Product: ATP synthase subunit alpha, mitochondrial
Exons: 5
Coding region: 101-1759 (552 amino acids)
Biological process (GO): proton motive force-driven ATP synthesis; proton transmembrane transport
Molecular function (GO): ADP binding; proton-transporting ATP synthase activity, rotational mechanism; ATP binding
Source: RefSeq, a predicted model, not a curated record
AAAGAAAGUACAUCAAAUAGGUUGGCACUUAAAAAAAGUCAUACGCUAGAGAAGAAGGUGGAAUUAAAAAUAUUUUUACAUUUAAGAAAAUUAUAAAAAAAUGUCUUAUUUAUCAGCACGUUUAGCUACUACAGUAGCUCGUACAUUACCAAGAGCUGCAACACAAGUUGUUACAAAAACAGCAUACCCAGCCGCUUCUCUAGCUGCUCGCAAACUUCAUGUUUCUUCACAAAAUCGUAGCGCUGAAAUUUCUUCCAUUUUGGAAGAAAGAAUUAUGGGCGCAGCACCAAAAGCCGAUCUUGAUGAAACCGGUCGCGUAUUGAGCAUUGGUGACGGUAUUGCCCGUGUAUAUGGUUUAAAGAACAUCCAAGCCGAUGAGAUGGUUGAAUUUUCAUCUGGAUUAAAGGGUAUGGCUUUGAAUUUGGAACCUGAUAAUGUUGGUGUUGUCGUAUUUGGUAACGAUAAGUUGAUUAAAGAAGGUGAUAUUGUAAAACGUACUGGUGCUAUCGUUGAUGUCCCAGUUGGUGAUGAGAUUCUUGGUCGUGUUGUAGAUGCCUUAGGUAAUGCUAUUGAUGGUAAAGGUGCUAUCAAUACAAAACAACGUUACCGUGUUGGUAUUAAGGCCCCUGGCAUUAUUCCACGUAUUUCUGUACGUGAACCUAUGCAAACUGGUAUUAAAGCUGUAGAUUCAUUGGUACCAAUUGGUCGUGGACAACGUGAGUUGAUCAUUGGUGACAGACAGACUGGUAAAACUGCUCUUGCCAUUGAUACCAUUAUUAAUCAAAAACGUUUCAAUGAUGGUCAGGAUGAAUCCAAGAAAUUGUACUGUAUUUAUGUUGCUAUUGGUCAAAAACGUUCCACCGUAGCUCAAAUUGUAAAACGUUUAUCUGAUGCCGGUGCAAUGGAUUACACAAUUAUGGUAUCAGCUACAGCUUCUGAUGCUGCCCCAUUACAAUACUUGGCACCAUAUUCUGGCUGUGCUAUGGGUGAAUAUUUCCGUGAUAAUGGAAAACACGCUUUGAUCAUCUAUGACGAUUUAUCAAAACAAGCUGUCGCUUAUCGUCAAAUGUCAUUGUUGUUGCGUCGUCCACCAGGUCGUGAAGCCUAUCCAGGUGAUGUCUUCUAUUUGCAUUCACGUUUAUUGGAGCGUGCAGCUAAAAUGUCCCCAGCAAUGGGUGGUGGCUCAUUGACUGCUUUACCAGUUAUUGAAACUCAAGCUGGUGAUGUAUCUGCUUACAUUCCUACUAAUGUAAUUUCAAUUACUGAUGGACAAAUCUUCUUGGAAACUGAAUUGUUCUACAAAGGUAUUCGUCCAGCUAUUAACGUCGGUUUAUCCGUAUCACGUGUAGGAUCAGCUGCCCAAACCAAAGCCAUGAAACAAGUCGCUGGUUCAAUGAAAUUAGAAUUGGCCCAAUAUCGUGAAGUAGCUGCUUUCGCUCAAUUCGGUUCAGAUUUGGACGCAUCAACACAACAAUUGUUGAACCGUGGUGUUCGUUUAACAGAAUUAUUAAAACAAGGUCAAUAUGUACCAAUGGCUAUUGAAGAUCAAGUUGUUGUCAUCUAUUGCGGUGUACGAGGUUACUUAGAUAAAAUGGAUCCACAAAAAAUCACCAAAUUCGAGAAAGAAUUCUUGCAACAUGUUAAGACAAAUGAAAAAGCUCUAUUAGAACAGAUCGCUAAAGAUAAUCAAAUUACUGAAGCUAGCGAUGCUAAAUUAAAGGAUAUUGUCACUAAAUUCCUUUCAACAUUCACAGCUUAAGUUUAAAACAAUUAUUAUUUUAGUUUUAUAAAAUUAUAAGAUACGAUCUUCUUGUUCAUGUUCAAAAUAAAACUAAAGAAGAAACGAUACUGGAAA